ACAUUUGAAAAUCAAGAUGGUGUUUAACUUCAGGGUAUACAAAAAACAAUCACCAAAUGGCAAAAUUACUAUGUAUUUAGGAAAAAGAGAUUUUGUAGAUCAUAUUUCAGGAAUUGAACCAAUAGAUGGGGUAUUUGUUAUGGAUGGGGACUACCAGGACAGAAAAAUCUUUGGUCAAGUAGUUUGUAGCUUUCGAUAUGGCAGAGAGGAGGAUGAAGUGAUGGGUUUGAAUUUUCAGAAAGAUUUAUACCUUGCUUCCCAGCAAGUUUUUCCUCCACCGGAAAAACAAGAAACAUCAAAACUUCAAGAAAGAUUGGUGAAAAAAUUGGGUGAUAACUGUUAUCCUUUCACCUUUACUAUUCCUCCAAAUGCACCUGCAUCAGUUACAUUACAACCUGCAUCUGAUGAAGAGGGGCAACCCUGUGGUGUUCACUACUAUGUAAAAUUGUUUUGUGGAGAUAGCGAUACUGAUCGAGGACAUAAGAGAAGUGCGGUUAGUAUGAAUAUUCGAAAAGUUCAGUAUGCUCCAAGUAAACAGGGCAAGCAGCCUUGUACCGUUGUUCGCAAGGAUUUUAUGUUGAGUCCUGGAGAAUUGGAAUUGGAAGUAACCUUGGACAAACAGUUAUACCACCAUGGAGAAAAAGUUGCAGUUAACGUUAGCAUUCGCAAUAAUAGCAACAAAAUUGUUAAGAAAAUUAAAGCAAUGGUUCAACAAGGAGUUGAUGUUGUAUUGUUCCAAAAUGGACAAUAUAGAACUUCUGUGGCAAGCAUGGAAACACAAGAAGGGUGUCCAAUAAACCCAGGAUCAAGUCUUCAAAAAAUAAUGUACCUAUUACCAUUGCUUUCGUCUAACAAAGACAGAAGAGGUAUAGCCCUAGAUGGACAAUUAAAAAAACAGGACACUAAUCUGGCUUCAACAACCUUAUUAGCAUCUCCAGAUCAACGUGACGCCUUUGGAAUUAUUGUUUCUUAUGCUGUCAAAGUUAAAUUAUACUUGGGAGCUUUGGGUGGCGAACUGGCUGCUGAGUUGCCUUUUGUUUUGAUGCACCCCAAGCCCAAUGCUAGAGGUAAAUUAGUACAGGCUGACAGUCAAGCCGAUGUUGAAAUGUUUAGACAAGAUACUAUAAUGGAACCAGAAGCUGAUGGAGAUAGAUUUGAUUAAUUAAAUGUUUAUAAAAUAUUGUUUAAAUAAAUUAUAAAAUGCAAUACGAAAAAAAUAUGGCUUAAAAGUAAUAUAAAAUAAACACUAAAUAUUC
Brassicogethes aeneus is the source of this 1256-nucleotide messenger RNA. The record is from the annotation of a GenBank genome assembly. Lineage: Eukaryota; Metazoa; Arthropoda; Insecta; Coleoptera; Nitidulidae.